This is a messenger RNA of Saprolegnia diclina VS20, 1023 nucleotides long. RefSeq lists its product as hypothetical. The record is from RefSeq and is a predicted model, not a curated record. Gene Ontology annotation, molecular function: acyltransferase activity, transferring groups other than amino-acyl groups. The transcript has a single exon. NCBI's taxonomy places the organism in Eukaryota, Oomycota, Saprolegniomycetes, Saprolegniales, Saprolegniaceae. The coding region runs from base 10 to 912 and encodes 300 amino acids.
CUCCGAAAGAUGAGCGUUGGUCCUCUGACAUGCAUGCAUGCGUCUGCUCAUUAUCAAAGUGUGUCUGCCAUGCACAUCCAGCGCCUCUUCUCCGCAAGCAGUUUCUUGGACGCCACAUGCCCUCUUCGCUUGACAGCGCUCGAGGCAAGCAACCGCAUCGGGUGCCUCUCGCUUCUCGAUCCGUCAGCCGCGUGGUUUGUGCUCUCGGCAUCGGAGACGUCGCCCAUUGCUUCGUACGCUAUCGUGUCGGCGUCCCGUGGCGUGCGCUUGAGCCCCCACAUGGAUGCUAGCGCUGCUCGGGAUUUGGCUCAGCACCUACUAACGCUGCACGAUCUACCCGACUUUGAUUCAGUAUCUGGUACACCUGAGAGCGUCCAGGGCUUUGCACUCGGCCGUGGCCACUGCACCCAAGACGAUGUGCUCUACCGACUUGGCGAGCUCCAGCCCCCGAUGGAGACCCUCGGUGUCUUGGCGCUGGCGACCGCCGAGCACACUGCGCUGCUCACCGCGUGGUACGUCACAUUUGUGCGCGAAUGCUUUGGCGUGGAUGAGCCCGAAGACAAAGCGUUGGCGUUCAUUUCGCGCGGCAUCACGCGCCAAGCACUCUACCUCUGGGUCGUCGACGGGUCGGUGGUUGGCUUUGGGGGGGUCGCGCCCCCCGUGACGACUGACGAGACGACCGUGUACAUGCUGGGCCCGAUCUUCACGGCUCCGAAGGCGCGCGGCACAGGAUUCGGAAAGGCGCUCACGGCGGCCAUGAGUGCGACGCUGCUCGAGGCGCGUCCGACGCCGCACGCCAUCGUAACGCUCUACGCCGACUCGAAGAACCCGGCGUCGAAUGCUGCGUACAAGGCGAUUGGUUUUGUGGCCAUCGAACGCGACGUGACGUACGAGCUGCGUGACGCGCCGUAGACGGACGACAACGAAGAGUGACAGCUCCUCCCACGUAGUCGAAGAGCACGUCGACCAAGUGCGAUGCCGUGCGCUAUAUAGUAUGUGUGUAAUCAAGGUCUUUAGCCUGCA